Amoebophrya sp. A120 is the source of this 2969-nucleotide messenger RNA. Lineage: Eukaryota; Dinophyceae; Syndiniales; Amoebophryaceae. The record is from the annotation of a GenBank genome assembly.
AUUAGUCGCACAUCGAGGACGACCUCACGAGGAAAAGCAAAAUUAUUCGUCGAAGAAGGAUCGCAUACGCGUCUUGAUCCUUUUCAAAUUUGGUCAAAUCAGAUGCAUUCUUCCACCAAGGCAGAUGAUCUUGAUCUUCAGUCCCUUUUACUUGCACUGUCUUCAAGUGUAUUUUGGAUUUUUUCGAAACACCAAUCGAUCGGCAAACAGAAACGUUAACGUUUUACAUUCCUUCAGAUAAGCGAAACCUGUUUAUCAGCAGUGGUGUAGCGAAAAAUUCAUACAUCAAGGUGUGAAGGUUGGGCUUCAUCAUCAUGAUUCUCAAGGAUAGACUCAACUCGAGGCCGCAUGGCUACGUAAAAAUUUUGUGGCAUUGUCUUCCGUUUGACUUCGAUGUUCAGUUCGACGCUUCUUGAUAAGGACGACGUAGCUCUGUAGCACAAAACAUCAUGUCAGGCAGCUUUGGAGAGAACAAGGAGCUCCGCUACGAGGGUGCGCUGACGCAAGUCAAACUGGACGACCCCUCGGAGCAACAGGCAAGUGGCACCGGUGUUCUCGCACCAGAUGACCUCGCACUUGCGCAAGCAGCUUUCGCGAGUGGCCUUGAUGGUUUCGGAAGCAGUUCAUCAUCAGGAUACGGUUAUUUUUAUGGAGCAGGGGGUCAUACUUCGUCGGGGAGCGCCGGCGGCACAGCACAUGAUCUUGAGCACAACUGGCACGCACAGGCGGAGGCGAACUUGAUCGUGCCCGCCUUUCCCUUUCCAACGAAGCUCCAGAGUGACAUCCUGACCUACCAGGACGAGUACAUGGCCGAGUUGAAAAAAAUGGAUUUUGCGGACCUGCUUUCGGAGAUCGUCGAAUCCGGGCGGAUUGACAGCACGCUCCCCUAUCUGUACGCAGACAGCGACACCAACCCAAGCCGGUUGUGGUGUGUAUUACUCCGCUUUUCGCUGCUGCCGCUGAACCGGGAGCAGCUGGACCUCCUCUUGCACCACAGCAGCGGGAUGGCGAAGGCCGCGGGGAUACUGUACGCCCGGUUGGUCUUUCCGCCCGAGGACUUUUACGCGCUCACAGCCCCGAGUCUGCUGUUCGACCUAGAUUUAGUAGAGAAGCAGGUCACCGGACUAGAACAUGCUGGUGCAACUACAGGUGCACAAAACGAUAAGGACUUUGGCAAGGGCGGAGGAGAGGAUGAUCAGGGAGUAGACGAAAAAAUUGACGACGACGAUAGUACGCCGCUUCACCAAGUCAACUCUUCCUCCUCUUCUGCCAGCGAAGGGGAUCACGUGAAUACAAACGGCGCCACCGCGGCGGCGCCAAAGAAAAGCUUCAACAAGAUGUCGGGAGGAGGUUCGAGUAACAGAAAUAACACGACAAGUAAGCCUGCUGCGACUUUCAAGACGACCGCAGCCGCGACCACGUCUCUGAAAAGCCACAAGAAGCACCACCGCGCCGUCGUGCUGUCCGAUGAGGACUCGGACGCGUCCUCGGACGACUCCUCGGACGACUCGGACGAGGAUGGCGAGGACUCGGCGCUAACCGUCGGGGAGUUCCUCGAGGAAAUCUUGUUUCAGAGCUGCGUCGUCACGGGGGACGACGACGAGUACGCGCGCGUGCUCCCCCGCUACCCGGCUCCGCUGCGCCGGAAAAUGCUGCCAAAAUUGAUCGACAUGAAGCACAUACGCCGGCGGCUGUACAUGAACGCACAGAUCAGCGACGAGUUUCUGGCGACCAGCAAAUCCAUCAGUGAUUUGAAGAAAGAAAGGGAAAAAGCAACCCUCAGGAGCUCUUCGCCGUCCUCCGUGUCUUCUAUCUCGUCGAACAAGUCGGAAGGCGAUCAUGUGGGGCGUCAGGAUGAAAAAGACCACGGACGACGCGAGCAGUUGCUGCAGGACUUUUUAGAUGAUCAGAAGCUGUCGAACAGAGCCCCUACGAUGGAGUUCUGUCUGGGUGUGUCCUUGCAUUGGUCAGAUCUGCACACGGCGGACAAUGCUUGCUGGUUCAGCACCGCCGACUUCGAGAUCCGAAGCAUCAGCGAAGAAACCGGGUUCGCGCAGGUCCGGUUCCCGUGGAGCGAGGCGCUCGAGAAGCAGCUGGCUCAGUUUGAAAAACGAGCCGAGGAAAUUGCCGCUGCGGAGCAGGAGCUUCUGCUGCAACAAGGUCAAGGUGGCCACCAGCGCGACAAAAACUUCGCUAAUGGAGGAGGUGCACCAGCAUCAGCAGGAGAUCGAGAUCCUGCGUCCUCAUCAAAGCCAAAUCCCGAUUCGGCGUCCUCUGCUAGUGCUCCGCUACGGCAAAAACUCGUGGUGCGACAGCACACGACGGCGGCACUUGAGAGCAACCCUUUUGCGGUAUUUGAGCACAAUGAUGACAAUCUUCCCGCAGGCGGGAAGAACGAGAAACAGGAUCACAAAUCCAAGAAUCUUCCGGAGAGCAUCGACUACUCGAUCUUCCUGGGGCUGCUUGUGUUGCUGCAGAAGGGCAGCGUGGCGGAGCACGACUUCCUUUCGGAGGACGAGGAGGACACGGGACGGUACAUCUACGACUGGAGUCGCAACCGCGGCUACGGUGCCGAAGACCUUCGGCGGAAAGCCGGGUACCUGCUGCGGCAGAGUGCCGUGGCGGACUCCAAGCAGGGAAUUCGACGGGGCGCCACGGUGAACAUCAGCAGUCAUAGGCGAAAAGACCACAAGGGGCCCUCCCUCGCGUACGCGGCCUCCAAUAAGUACCACCGCAAGCACCUUGAGGAGGAGGAACAGGCUGCGGAGAAGCGCAAGCUGGAAAUCGAAAUAGCACGACAGGAGCGCGAGAAGCGCCAGCAGCGACAAGACGCUUUGGCUUCCAAGUAUGGCGGCCGGGGGUCACCCAAGCGACGGAAACCCAAUGAAGAGGACAACGAAAUUGUUUUUUGACGCAUUUUUAUAUAGUAGGCCCAUGGUAAAAAGGAAAAGCGAUGUCACGUAGAAGCA